AUGGCGACAACGACGACAACCCACAGCCGCGCCCGGUCCAGCACCUUCUCCGGCCCUCACUCCCUCUCCCUCAAAGUCCUGCGCCUCUCCCGCCCCGCCCUCGCGACUCAAGCUCCCCUCCCCCCAACAGCCUUUGGAAACGGCCUCGACAUCGCCCCGAACGCUUCUCUCGCCUAUUCUACCGCCGACUCAACAGCAACCUCACAGGACGAGAAACGAGACACUUCUGCUCCGUCUUCCUUCCCUCUCACCCAAGCUCUCACCCUCCCCGCAGCUUUCGGCGCAGCCUAUGUCGGCGAGACAUUUGUGUGCACUUUAUGCGUGAACAACGAACUACCUCCAUCACCAUCGUCAGAUGAAGGAGGAGGUGGGUCGGGAGAGGGAAACCAAACCAUUACCGUCGUCAGUGGCGUCAAGAUCGUUGCAGAGCUCCAAACUCCUACGAGGAACCAGGCUGGUGAUGGGGGAAUUGCUUUACCACUUGAAGGUGCAGCAUCUACGCAUGAAGAUGAAGGCGAAGGAGGAGAAGGAGGAGGAGUCAAGAUCAAGCCGGGUGAAACACUCCAACGGACUCUUCGCCAUGAACUCAAAGACGAAGGACAGUAUGUUUUGGCCGUGACAGUGAGUUACACAGAAGAAACGCUUCUUCCACAACACGGGGGCACUGUAGUGGGGAGUCGGACGAGGAGUUUCAGGAAAUUGUAUCAGUUCAUCAGUCAGCAGUUGGUUGCUGUGCGAUCCAAGGUGACGGAGCGGAAGAAGAAAGAUACGACUGCGGCGAGGGAGUGGGUUUUGGAAGCUCAAUUGGAGAAUGUGGCCGAUGGCGGGGCGGGAAUUGUGUUGGAAAAGGUGUGGCUCAAGGAGAGUGAAGAGGAUAGGGUGGUGGCAAAGGCUAUGAUGGAUGUUGGUGGUACGGUUUUGAAACCUGGGGAUAUCGAGCAGAUUAUGUUCCUGGUCAAGGAGGAUAAGAAGGAGAAUGCGGAGGAUGUAGAUUUGAGUAUGAAGGUACGGCUGGGCCAACUGAACAUCGAUUGGAGAAGUGCUAUGGGCGAGAAGGGAAGUUUGACGACUGGGUGGCUGUCGAGUCGAGGACGAUGAACACAUUUUGAAACAUUUUGGAGCACGAUCUGAGAUCUCCCCAUAUCUUGGAGGGAACAACAUCCACGACUGCGAAUGAACAGUGUGGAUCGGCAUGUUGCUGAUACGCCAUAAUACAAGUAACGCUAACGCAGGACUGCAUUUAUUGUGGAAACACAGGUGUUGCACAGCGUAAGGAGAUGGCUCCGUAAGGAGAGUCCCCCAUUCGCCGGGUCCCGUUCAUGAUCAUUGGUGGGUGGGGAAGCAGGAGGGAAGUCGAUGCGAGGAGAGAAACUAGAUAUCAGACACCACGCUGCAAGAAGGAUGUCACGGUGUGGAACGGCUGAGAGCAGGCCAACGCAAGACUGCAUAUUGUGAUAAAAUCACGACGCAAGGAGGGAGAAUCUGACCUUUCUAGAAGCGUAUGGUUCGAAGAGCCUUCCAUUACAUCGCACAAUAGAG
Messenger RNA from Sphaerulina musiva SO2202, 1539 nucleotides. RefSeq lists its product as uncharacterized. Gene Ontology annotation, cellular component: TRAPPIII protein complex. The coding region runs from base 1 to 1098 and encodes 365 amino acids. The record is from RefSeq and is a predicted model, not a curated record. The transcript has a single exon. Lineage: Eukaryota; Fungi; Ascomycota; Dothideomycetes; Mycosphaerellales; Mycosphaerellaceae.